UUUCUAAAGCAGUGGAGAAGCCUAAGUUAUUAUCAAGGCUACACAGCAUCCAUUUGGGAGUCAUCCAUAAUUCAGCCCUCUGUCAUCAGGAUCUUCCACUUCAGCGUGAUGAUACUGCCAAAAAAGAUGAAGCCACUGCUGUUUCUGAUUUCCCAGAUGGCCAUCUUUGCUCUAUUCCUCCACCUGUAUGGCCACAACUCCAACUCCCCAUCCACCACAGAGGAGCCCAAGCCCAUGCAUGUGCUGGUCCUGUCUUCCUGGCGCUCUGGCUCUUCUUUUGUGGGACAGCUUUUUGGGCAGCAUCCAGAUGUCUUCUACCUGAUGGAGCCUGCCUGGCACAUCUGGAUGACCUUCACACACAGCACUGCCUGGAGGCUGCAGAUGGCAGUGAGGGAUCUGAUACGUGCCAUUUUCCUGUGUGACAUGAGUGUCUUUGACGCCUACAUGAAACCUGGUCCUCGAAGACAGUCCAGCCUCUUCCAGUGGGAGAACAGCCGGGCCCUGUGUUCCCCACCUGCCUGCAACAUCUUCUCCCGGGAUAUGAUCAUACCCCGGGCUCACUGUAAGCUUCUGUGCAGUCAACAGCCCUUUGAGGUGGUAGAGAAGGCCUGUCGUUCCUACAGCCAUGUGGUGCUCAAGGAGGUACGCUUUUUCAACCUGCAGAUGCUCUACCCGCUGCUGAGAGACCCUUCCCUCAAUCUGCGUAUCGUGCACUUGGUACGUGACCCUCGGGCAGUGUUCCGUUCUCGAGAACACACCACAGAGGAACUCAUGAUCGACAGCCGCAUUGUGUUGGGGCAGCAUUGGGAGAAACUCAAGAAGGAGGAUCAGCCCUACUAUAUGAUGCAGGUCAUCUGCCAAAGCCAGCUGGAGAUCUAUAAGGCUGUGCAGUCCUUGCCCAAAGCGCUGAGGGAACGCUACAUGCUCAUACGCUAUGAGGACCUGGUCCGGAACCCCAUUGCCCGGACUGCACAAAUAUAUGAAUAUGUGAGAUUGAAAUUCUUGCCUCAUCUCCAGACCUGGGUGUACAACAUCACUCGAGGUGAGGGCAUGGGUAAUCAUGCCUUCCACACUAAUGCCAGGAAUGCUCUCAACGUCUCCCAGGCCUGGCGCUGGACUUUGCCUUACGAAAAGGUUUCUCGACUUCAGAAAGUCUGCAGUGAUACCAUGACUUUGCUGGGCUACCAGCUUGUUAGAUCAGAGCAAGAGCAGAGAAACCUGUCACUGGAUCUUCUGUCUACAUAGACUACCUCCAAGUAAGUCUACCAAGAGGGUUGAAGAGGCUGUGUGUCCCCACUUGGCACCAGCCUUGGCCACAUUAACAAAGGCUUCUUAGUCUUAAUUACAUCUCUUUUGGUGUACAUGUGAGCAUGAGUUGUGCCUAUACGUGCUCAAGCUGAGAAAUCUUCAUGUCUCCACUCAGGCCUAGAAGAGAUUCAGAAACGUAUACGAGCAGCAUGUUCCACCACCUAAAAAGGAGUAUUGCCUUUCUUCUCUUCUUGGUCUUCCCAUCUGCAUGUACCUCAAAGACUUUGUGGCCUGGGGUCCUAAUUGGCACCACACAGUAUCAGUGGGAUAAAUCCAUAAACUUCUCUAUCCACAUCUUGCCCAGUAGGAAAGGAGAGAGACAGGAAAUGGGUCUUCUGCCAAAGAGCCCACCAGCACAUUCCACAGGGAUAUGAACUUUGAGCCCAUGGAGCUCCUGGUGGAUUCACAAAGGGAACAGAGAAAAGAGUUGGAUGCUUAUGGUGGGCUUGGCCAUUACAGUUAUCAGUUAUCACAAAUACAAAAUGAGAUCUCCGCAUAA
Canis lupus familiaris (dog) is the source of this 1807-nucleotide messenger RNA. RefSeq names its product carbohydrate sulfotransferase 4 (gene CHST4). Gene Ontology annotation, molecular function: N-acetylglucosamine 6-O-sulfotransferase activity. Gene Ontology annotation, cellular component: Golgi membrane. The record is from RefSeq and is marked validated. Gene Ontology annotation, biological process: N-acetylglucosamine metabolic process; protein sulfation; carbohydrate metabolic process. NCBI's taxonomy places the organism in Eukaryota, Metazoa, Chordata, Mammalia, Carnivora, Canidae.